AUGUCCCGACGAAUAACCCCAUUGUACGUGUUCGAUGACCCAGCAGAAUACCACCGUCGCCACAGCCAGGGCACUUUAGUCGAGUUCCAAAAUGAAAGCAAGGAGAUCAAUGCCUUCAACGAGAAGCAGAUCGCCUUCAAGGCCUGGGUGGUCGCAAACGUGUGGCAAGGAAAGGACAAGUCGGGUUGGAUGUUCCUGAUCCGCCCUGGCGAUCAAUCCCAGUGGUGCUUCCCGAAAGAGGGCGAGAACUGCGAAAUCAUGAUCCUGAGCAAGUCUGGAAAAGAGAAAAAGUCGAAAUGGCUGGACGCCGAGCGUGUCGACAACCCUGCUGCCUCGAUGGGCCUUCCCGAAGAGGCUUAUCGCCUUGCUGCCUUCGAGGUCAAGGUACCGAAAGACGUGCCCCCAGGCCUCCUGAACCCUAUCCAAGACGACCCAGAUGAUUUCGACCAUGGUAUUACGCCACAGAAGAGCAGGAAGUACCUUUUUGGGGACAAGAAGGCUGUCAAGGUCAAUAUAAAGCUCAGUAUUUCGUCAGCCACCAAGGACGCCGAAUUUGGAGCAGUCACCAAACUGGCGCUGAACCCAGAGAACGAUCGGACUCAGAAGCAAUACGAUGCUUUUCUGUACCUGAUGGAGUUCAAAAGCCCGCGGUUCCAAGUCAACAUGUUCAACCAUUUUCCCCACCUUCAAGACCCCAUGAACAGGGGAGCACUCCCUGCUAAGGUCAUCACAAUGCUCAAGGGAUUCAACGAGCACCAAAUAUCAGCCUACAGGACCGUUCUUGGCAAUCUGCCAUGUGGAAUUUGCAUCUUGCCUGGCGGCCCUGGCGCCGGAAAGACACACUGGAAUCUGGUGCUGACCACAGCCAUUCAGUCCAGGAAUGAAAUUUGGCUGGCGCCUAACAAGUUCGAACAGAGAUCUGCCAAAGUCCUGUACAUUCUAGACAUCAACAAGCCGCUCGAUGAUACUUCGAACAAAAUGGUGAAGCUGUACAAGAGCCUGGGACUCAAGAAAUACGCCGUUCGGCUCUAUGGGUGGCACUACAGGGGUACCGGGACAGGCAAACUGGACUUCUCUUCCAAAUUCAUGUUUAUGGCGAGACUGAACCGCUACCGCAAGCAAUCUAUCAACCCGGAUUGCUUGGCUCCCACCCUCGAUGAGCUUGCGUGGGACGUCUAUGAUGCACACAAGACGAGGAAGUACAGUGGGCUGUAUAACCUGCUGGGCAAGGCAACCAAAAAUGCAAGCGUCGCGAAGUCAGACGAGUUCAAGGACAGUGUGAAUCAGCUUUACCGCGAUGUGCUCAGGAAUGUCGACUUCAUAGCGACCACGCCCGUCCCCGCAGCCACUGCCUUCGAUGGCUACUUCAAACCUGAUAUCGUCAUCUUCGACGAGUCUCCUCACGCUCGCGAGGCUUCAACCCUCGUUGCAAUUGCAAAGUUCGAGCCUGUGGCAUGGAUUUUCAGCGGUGAUCACCGCCAAACCCGUCCAUUUGUUGCCUCAGACGAUGUCCGAGAUAAUCCUUGGGUUCCACAAAUGUUGGUCAGCAUGAUGGAGAGGGCAGACCGGGCAGGAGCAGUUCAACAUUCUCUCCUCAUCAACCAUCGUGCCUAUGGUGGUCUCCAGCGACUCGCCUCCGGCAUGUUCUACAAGAUGAAGAUGAUCAGCGGCCACCCGGACGACAAGCUUUUCCCACCGUCGGUCCAGCACCUCCAGCGGUACCUGGAGCGUUUCAUGGAUCCUGGCCAGACUUGCCGUGAGCCUCGUUUGAUUGCUUUCAGUCCCAAGCGCGGCGAGGUGCGAGUCGGAACCUCGUGGUCCAAUGAGGACCACGGGAACUGGGUCAUGGAUCGAGUUACUGAGCUGCUUCAAGACACAAGCUUCCGUCAAGUCGGGAAGACUGAUCGUGGGACCAUCCUCAUCAUCGCCCCAUAUAAAGAAGCCUACAUGAAAUACAAGAAGUCAAUCAAGAACCUACCCCAAAUGUUUCAGGCUCGCCUGGGAGUGGAAGCACGCCUCGAAGCCCGUACCAUCGACACGGUCCAAGGAGGCGAGGCUGAUUUUGUGUUCUUGGACCUCGUUCGCUCCAACGCCACGGACUUCACCGACGACCCCAACCGGCUCUGUGUUGCCUUGACCAGAGCUCGCCAGGCCGAGGUGGUAUUGAUGCACCCUGGAAUGCGCAGAGGCACUCAGUUUCUUUCCCAAGUCUUUGCUCGUUGUGAGCAGAUGGGACAAGUCGUGACCACUGAUAAGCCUCCCAGACAGCUGGUAGCCAUUCCGAGUGAGGCGAGAGCAUUGGAGCAGGAUGCAGCUCGCCGGCCCGAGAUCGAACGCGAGCGUGCGAUGCUGGGUUUGGAGCCCCAUAUUGAGCAUGCUAGCCCAAUUGAAAACAUGAGUAGCCUCUCCCUGGCUGAUGAAGCUGAGCCUGAGUCAAUCUACGCGUCUCAGUUCGCCAACAUGGCCAAGAUGAUGGAGGACAUCUUGCAGGGGAACAAGAAAAAUCAGGUCUCUCAGGAGGAGUCUCUGCCCACGGCUGGCCGAGUCGAGCCCAGGAAUGUACAGCCGCGGCUGGCUCCGAUUCCAACAUCCCAGAAUGACUUGAAUCAUCCAGGCGGAGGACGCGGACCAGUUGGAGCCCCGUUUCCACCCGAGAGUGUUGCGCCACCGUCACUGCGGAACACGAGCAAUAGGGAACCGAUGCCUGAGGGGUCGCUGGCCCGCGAUAACGCUCCUAACGGUCGACAACCUGAUGGUAGCUUUCCAAUGGGAGGCCUGUCUGUUGCCAAACAGCCGGGUCUCGCGAAGUCUCGCUGGACCACGCCCGAGCAACGAGGCACAACAGCGGCAAAGCCCGCUAAAAAUACACAUAUCUCUGGCCAUCACCAGACACAGUCUCCGUCCCCUUCUCCGGCUAUUCAGCUUGAUCAUGGCAUGGCUGCUGGUCUGUCCGACCUUCGCUCUCCUGAGACCACUGCCUAUGCCCCGAUGAUUCGCCAGUCUGGAGGCGUUCCUCUUUCUCGGCCAACUGGUUCUGCCCAGACUUCGAAUCAGGCUACGACCAGACCCAUCGUGACUGCCAAUGGACGGGCACGUGAUAAUGAGACCAGCUCUCUUCCCGCGGGCCAGUCAUGGUGGUAG
Molecule: messenger RNA, 3141 nt
Organism: Diaporthe amygdali
Lineage: Eukaryota; Fungi; Ascomycota; Sordariomycetes; Diaporthales; Diaporthaceae
Exons: 3
Coding region: 1-3141 (1046 amino acids)
Molecular function (GO): 5'-3' DNA helicase activity
Source: RefSeq, a predicted model, not a curated record